AUGCCGAUAGUCAUAGACGACGAGAGCGAUGACGACCUCCCGCUCUUCGCCCGGCCCGUGGCGCGGAUGCCCGCGAACAAGGACGGCCCGGGCGAGCGCGAGGAGCCCGACUGGAUGAAGAGCUUCAAGUCCCCAACCUCCCAGGCCCUCAACGCGGACGACGACAGCGACGACGGCAUCAUGGACAUCUUCCAGAGGCACAAGACCGAGGAGAAGUUCGAGAUGAAGUCAACGCCCGCGAAGAUGGUCAGGUCCCCGCCCGCCAACGCCCCCAAGGUGGAGGACGACGACAAGGAUGACGCGGAUGUUGAGGAUGAGCCGAUCGAGAUCGACGACGACGACGACGACGACGACGAGGCCGUGGGCGAUGGCGAUGGCGAUGACGACGACGAAGAGCCGGCGGCGAAGACCAAGCCCAAGACUCCGACGCCCAAGAAACUCGGCCCGCAAUCCGCCAACGCCGACCGCGCCUCCGUGAGGGCGCAAGCCGAGAAGACGGCUGGCACGUCCACCCCGAACCGCCCGGGCGAGGUGCCCCUCUUCAUGCCCUCCGCCGUGAACCGCAACAAGGUGUUCUUCGAGCUGGAGGGCACCGGCGAGGCGGUGGACCUCGAGGGCGACGUCGGCGUCGUCGGCCGCCUCCUCUCCAACGCCAGCGAGAAGCACGGGAGCGGGCUGCAGAUGGACAUGAAGGGCGUCAUCUACAACGCGCGCAUCCUACCGACGCCAGCCAGCGUCGUCAUCCUCGCCGUCAACGCAAACGAGGCCAAAGUGGAAUCGAUCACGCACGACUUCGUGCAGCUGAGACGGGACCCGGUGGCGAACGGCGGAUUGGGAGCGACGCUGGAUGGGUACCUGGGCGUCGACAGCGACGACGAGGAGGGCGCGCACAGGGCCGCGGCGGGACACGCGGCGGCGGCGGCUGUGCGGGCUAUGGAUGACGUGAGCGACCACGAGGGCGACGGGGGCGCCGGCAAGCGCAAGGGAGGGGGUGGCGGGAGCGGGGCGAGGAAGAGCCAGAAGCUGGGCGCGGACGGGAAGAGGAAGGCGACGGGGGGACGCGGCGGGAGAGGGGGGCGAGGGGGGCGGGGCAAGGCGAAGAAGAAGCCCGCCAAGCGACCCAAGAAGUAG
Micromonas commoda is the source of this 1131-nucleotide messenger RNA. RefSeq lists its product with no specific name. The transcript has a single exon. Gene Ontology annotation, cellular component: nucleus; DNA topoisomerase type II (double strand cut, ATP-hydrolyzing) complex. Gene Ontology annotation, biological process: DNA endoreduplication; chromosome organization. Bases 1 to 1131 code for a protein of 376 amino acids. Gene Ontology annotation, molecular function: double-stranded DNA binding. The record is from RefSeq and is a predicted model, not a curated record. NCBI's taxonomy places the organism in Eukaryota, Viridiplantae, Chlorophyta, Mamiellophyceae, Mamiellales, Mamiellaceae.